Alternaria infectoria is the source of this 675-nucleotide messenger RNA. RefSeq lists its product as uncharacterized. Bases 1 to 675 code for a protein of 224 amino acids. The transcript is spliced from 3 exons. NCBI's taxonomy places the organism in Eukaryota, Fungi, Ascomycota, Dothideomycetes, Pleosporales, Pleosporaceae. The record is from RefSeq and is a predicted model, not a curated record.
AUGAAGGCGGCAAAGGGUAAAGGCAAAGCAAAGGCCCCGACUGCGGACGAUGAGUACGACCCAGAGGGACUUGCCUGGAAUCCCGAGAACGAUGUCGAUGAAGGGUACGAAGAGAACAAAGCCGUGACAGAAGCGAUCAGCGCCAGAGUUCUAAGCUCAUUCAUUCACGAGGAACACGAUUCGGCGUCGGAACUGAGAAACAAGUGGCUGGCGAAACUUGGAAGUUGGUCAGAGGAGCAAGUUUUCGAAUCUAAACAUGUCACGGCUAUGGUCGACAUGCUCUACAACCUCAUCAAGAAGCGGCCAGAAGAUAAAAUCAUCAUCUUCUCACAGUAUCUCAGAUACCUCGACAUCAUCAACAAGGGAUUACGCGUGCGUCACAAGGUUGAAUGUCUCCGCUUCGAUGGCACCGUGUUGCCGAAGUUGUUGGAAGACCCCCAGUGGCAGAUUCUGCUCAUCACCGCAGGGUGCGGUAGCGUCGGUCUCAAUCUCAAAGCCGCCAACAUCGUCGUUUUGUGCGAGGAAUGGUGGAAUAUGUCCAACGAGAGGCAGGCCAUAUGCAGAGCCUUCAGACAGGGUCGAACGAAGACCGUCAUGGUCAUUAGACCGUUCGUCGUCAACUUGGCUAUUGACAGGGAGAUUGCCAAGAGGCGCAUGGCCAAGUUGGAUCGUUGA